Xenopus laevis (African clawed frog) is the source of this 2851-nucleotide messenger RNA. RefSeq names its product protein phosphatase 4 regulatory subunit 2 S homeolog (gene ppp4r2.S). The record is from RefSeq and is marked provisional. NCBI's taxonomy places the organism in Eukaryota, Metazoa, Chordata, Amphibia, Anura, Pipidae. Gene Ontology annotation, molecular function: protein phosphatase regulator activity. Gene Ontology annotation, cellular component: nucleus; protein phosphatase 4 complex; cytoplasm.
AACGGGAGGCAGCCGGUGUCUGUGUGUGCGCGACACCCUCCUCUUCCGGCAAUGGACGUCGACCGGCUCCAGGAGGCUUUGAAAGAUUUUGAAAAAAGAGGAAAGAAGGACGUUUCUCCUGAACUCGACCAGUUUCUGUGUCAUGUUGCAAAGACUGGAGAGACUGUGGUCCAGUGGCCACAAUUCAAAGAGUACUUUUUAUUUAAACUGGAGAAGGUGAUGGAUGAUUUUCGCACUUCUGCUCCUGAACAAAGAGGACCCCCAAAUCCAAAUGUGGAAUAUAUUCCUUUUGAUGAGAUGAAGCAAAGAAUACUAAAGAUUGUCGCUAGUUUUAAUGGCACUCCUUUUACUAUUCAGCGGCUCUGCGAGUUACUGACUGACCCACGAAGGAAUUACACAGGCACAGACAAGUUUCUGAGAGGAGUAGAAAAGAAUAUCAUGGUUGUGAGCUGUGUAUACCCUUCUUCUGAGAAAAACACUUCUCCCAGUCUGAACCGCAUGAAUGGCGUUAUGUUUCCAAGCAACUCCCAGAGUUACACAGACAGGUCAAAUGUUAAUGGUCCUGGAACCCCAAGACCGACAAAUCGGCCAAAAUUCACCUUGUCGAGUCCAAUGAACACAAAUGGUUUGCCUGACAGUAUGGAAAAUAAAGAAUCCGACUUGCAGCAGAAAGAAAAGAGUCUGAGUGACUCUGCAGUGUUUGAUGAUGGAUCACAAGCAACUACUCCAAAAAAUAAGCAUUCAGCUGAGGACUCUGUAGAAGCUGAGGAACACGAAGUCAAGAGACUAAAAUUUGAUACAGAAGAGGAUGAGGAAGCAGCGUGUGCUAAUCCAGACGCAUCUAGUGAGGUCUCCACUGAAAUGGCCGAGGAAGCUGAAUGUGCAUCUACAAGUGCGGAUAAAGGGAAAGAAAGCUGUCAAACAGCACAGACUGCAGAUGAAGAGUCUUUAAUGACAGCGAGUGAAUCCACUGAGGUAGAGUGCAACGAGAGGGACAGUGAAACUGUGAGUGUGAGUGAAGAGUCCUCAGAGGAGAGUCAUCAGAUGGAGGAAUCUGAACAGUCUGAAUCAGCCUGUUCUCUGAACAGUGAAGAGCCGAACUCUGCUGCUGCAGCGGCGAGCACUGCGGGUACCGACUCCAGCGAGGGAAACAUUGGUAUCAAAUCCACUGAAAUCCUUUCAUUGUCUCCUAUGGAAAACAGUGAAGAGGCCACGAAUGCGCCAGAGGAACCUAUGGAACAAGACUAACCAAUUGCCGCCGACACACCAGUAUUUUCCAGACACUUCUGUUUUUACACUGUAUAAAAAAAAAUUUUAUGUACAAAAAAAGUGGACCUUUUUUAGUUUUUUUUCAAAAGGCAAGUAAACCACAAACUACUCUGGAAUAAAAACCUGAACGAGCUUUACUUUCCCUUUAUAAGACUGAAUCUGCAACUCCAGGUUCUGUGCUCGCCGCUGAUUGUCAGUUGGGUAAAAACAAUGGUUUUUGUAUAGAUUUCUUUUGUGUUUUUUUUUUUUUUUUAUUCUUGUUUAGAAAGUUUUUAAACUGGAUGGCUAUUCCUUUCCCCUCGAGGUUUCAACAUUGGUUACGUUAUUAGAAGGAGAAAAAGAAAGUUCUGUUGUCCUUUCAGUUGAUUUCAUCUGUUUAAGGGUAAAACUCCUCUCGGUGCGGCUUGAGCCGACGCGUCGCCAUGUGACGAAACGCAUGCGUCGUGUCGGAUGUUCUGAAGAUACAGGAAGUAAUGGAGAAAUCGCAGGUAAGAACUACAUUUAUCCGACUGUCGGAUGAAAACGCAGAAUUCACUUCCUGUAUUUUCAGAACAUCCGACAGGUUGCGUGCGUUUCGUUGCAUGUCGACAUGUGGGCUCCAGCCGCACCAUGGAGUUCUACCCUAAACCAGUUACAUUUUCAGAUGUGAAAGAAGCGUAAUCUAGGAAAUGCUCCCACCCCCCCAUGAAUCUGCUCAAGGAUCAGUCGGCAAAGUUUUUUUUUUUAUCUUCUACACAAAGACUUAACGGUGGGUGGUUAACGGACGCUGCAAAAAUCCAAAUUUUUCACACAUUCCAAGCGAUCUAACCGACGUAUAUUGUGUUUUAUUUCUUUUGAAGGUGCCAGAGUAUACGUUUUUUCCAUUUUUAUUUAUGAGCGAAUGCGCUUAUUAGUGGAAACUGCACUCGAUGCGUUGGUGUUUAUGAUUUACACUCACAGAUCGGGGGUCGGAAUUCAAAAGGUACUUUUUUUCUUUUUCUCUGAUAUAUGUUGGCAUUAUAAUUUCCUCUUGACGUCUGCAAUCAUCUUAUGGAGAGUUCAUACAUUUACGUUCCCUUCCUGGGCUGAAUAAAGUCCUUGAGGUGCAUUGAGACCGCCGCCAUUUGUAUCACAUUUUUGAAGUGAACCGAAUAUUUUUGAACACUUUGACAGCCAGCGAUGAGAGAUCCCUCCGACCAGCUCAAAGCACAAACAGCCGUUCUUACACAUUGUUCAUUGUUUUGUUUUCCAACAUCCUCUGAAGUUGGUUUAGUCUGAAACGUUUUUUGUUUUUUUUUUGUCAUUGUUGCUGGCUGCCAAAUUUCUACCUGUUUUUUCUUCAACCUAUAGCUUUUUUGAUAUGUAGAAUUUUUAAAUUUAUGUAAAGUAGAUUUUUGUAGAAUGUAAACCAAGUGUUCACUGCCUUUGUGAAAUGUUCUUUAAUUUGUAUGAUUUCUGUGUGUAAACCGAAUGCUUGGGCUUUCAAUACAGUAUUCAUAUGAAGCAAUAAAUAUUAAUGUUAUUAAAAGUCCCGGAGUAAAAUUUUUAUCAAAUAUAUGCACUCAAAAAUCAAAAAAAAAAAUUAAAAAGUAAAGUACCCAGA